AUGGCCCCGAAGCCGGCUGCCACGUCCUCGAGGGCGUGGGAGGCUCUCAAUCCGCCGCUCUCACCAUGGAUCCUGGAUGCUGUUUCCACCAUGGGGUUCUCUCGCAUGACGCCCGUGCAGGCCUCCACCAUCCCUCUUUUCAUGGGCCACAAAGAUGUGGUGGUCGAAGCCGUUACCGGAAGUGGAAAGACCCUAUCCUUCUUAAUCCCUGUGGUUGAGAAGUUGCUGCGACUAGAGGAGCCGAUCAAAAAGCAUAAUAUUGGCGCCAUCAUCAUAUCUCCAACCAGGGAACUUGCAUCGCAGAUAUAUAAUGUUCUUGUCUCAUUACUGGCUUUCCACGAACCUUCUGCAUCGGUCAUUAAUCCGCCGGACGAAGAAGAUGCAAGCGAACGUCCAAAAUACCCAUCGUCCACCCUCAAAGUUGUCCCACAGCUUCUUUUGGGAGGGCUAACCACACCAGCGGAGGACCUGAGUACAUUCUUGAAGCGAUCUCCGAAUGUCCUUGUCUCCACCCCUGGAAGACUGCUGGAGCUGCUCUCGUCACCCCACGUCCAUUGUCCGCAGUCAUCAUUUGAGGUACUGGUAAUGGACGAGGCGGAUAGACUGUUGGAUCUUGGUUUCAAGGAUGAUCUUUCAAAGAUCUUGGCUCGGUUACCGAAGCAGCGACGAACUGGACUCUUCAGUGCUAGUGUGAGUGAAGCUGUCGACCAGCUAGUGAGGGUAGGCCUCCGGAAUCCAGUCAAGAUCGCGGUCAAGGUGAAGGGCGCAUCUGGUGUCGAAGACAAACGCACUCCAGCAAGUUUGCAAAUGACCUACCUUCUGACUCCUCCAACACACAAAUUACCGGCAGUUCAACGAAUUCUCUCCGCCGUUGAACCGACGCCACAGAAAACCAUCCUCUAUUUCUCAACCUGUGCCGGUGUCGAUUAUUUCCAGCAUCUGGUUCCUUUACUCCUUGGGGACGAUUUCCUUGUGAUUCCUCUUCACGGCAAGCACCCUGCUAAUGUUCGACAAAAGAACUUUACACGUUUCACCAAUUCGACGACUCCUGCCGUUCUAUUAACAACAGACGUCGCUGCGCGCGGGUUGGAUAUUCCCGCGGUGGAUCUUGUCAUUCAAGUAGAUCCUCCAUCAGAUCCAAAGGCAUUCAUGCAUCGGUGCGGUCGUGCUGGUCGGGCUGGCCGUCGAGGAUUGAGUAUAGUUCUUCUACACCCAGGAAGAGAAGAGGAUUACGUGCCGUUCCUGGAAGUUCGCAAGACCCCGGUGACACUCUAUGAGAACCCUAGGCUCUCGCUAUCCGAUGCAGAUGCAUCCGCUGCUACGGAAAAAUUCCGUAAAGCCGUCUUGAAAGACCGCGCUCUUCAUGACAAAGGUCAAAAAGGAUUUGUGAGCUUCGUCCGCAGUUACAGCAAACACCAAGCCAGCAGCAUAUUCAGAGUUGCCGAUCUGGAUUGGGAAGCACUAGGUCAUGCUUGGGGCCUCCUAAAGCUUCCUCGAAUGCCGGAACUAAGGAACUUCAAGGGGGAUACAACUUUAGGUGUCAGCCUUGAUUGGGACAAUUAUGCAUACAAGGAAAAGCAGAGAGAAAAGCACCGCCAGGAAGCUCUCAAAGAAAAAGCUGAAGCUGGCGAUGAUGUUUCUCAGAAACAUCAGAAGAAGAGACCAGCCGAAAAUAUACCCUGGAGUCAGAAACUAGAACAGAAGGGCGAGCGUGAGAAGCGCAGAGAGAAGAAGAGGGCGAGAAAGGACAGAGACAGGUGGGAGAAGAUGACCGAGGAGGAGAAACAGAAGGUGCGUGAGACAGAGAGGAUGCUGGAGGAAAUUAGAAAGCAAAAAGAACAAGAACGAGCCUCCUCCAAAGAGGCCGCAGGUGCCGCAAACGGCGAGGAAGACGAGUUUGAGGGUUUCGACUGA
Molecule: messenger RNA, 1914 nt
Organism: Paecilomyces variotii
Lineage: Eukaryota; Fungi; Ascomycota; Eurotiomycetes; Eurotiales; Thermoascaceae
Product: ATP-dependent rRNA helicase spb4
Exons: 3
Coding region: 1-1914 (637 amino acids)
Cellular component (GO): nucleolus
Molecular function (GO): nucleic acid binding; ATP binding; RNA helicase activity
Source: RefSeq, a predicted model, not a curated record